Messenger RNA from Microthlaspi erraticum, 2346 nucleotides. Lineage: Eukaryota; Viridiplantae; Streptophyta; Magnoliopsida; Brassicales; Brassicaceae. The record is from the annotation of a GenBank genome assembly.
AUGCUUGCGCUGCUGUUUGUUGUGCACAUUGGAAUAUAUGGCAUUUCUCGGUCUAGUAGGAUUUCUUUUAAGCAUGCUAAAAGGGUUCUUGUUCCGGAGUCAUUUGAGAGUUAUCCUUGGGGCAGAGUGGGAUUUAAGGAGUUGAUGGAGUCCAUAAAAGUAGCUAAACUUGAUGGGAAGACGUACGUCGUACACGGAUGUGUACAUGCGCUGUUGAUAUGGGCAUACGAGGCUAUUCCAAUAAUAGGUGAGAAAUUUGGUAAGAGACGAGGAAACAUUGAAAUCCCAUUACUUCGGUGGGAAUCAUGUCGCAACAGAUACAAUCUGGAAGCAUUAGUGGAAGAAGAGAAGAAAAAAACCGGUCUGGAUAAGGUUCGAGUUAGGCAGUUAGUGUUGAAACCUCUGGAAGAGAUAUAUCCCGUUUGGGCAGGCGAAGAGGCAGGAGGUGAUAUCAAGCUUGAUAACAUGAUUCGUGAUAUUGUUGGAGGGUGUCUGGAUGAAAGUUGCUGGGAAACAGAAGAGCAACUGUUGAACAAAAAGAAGAGGAAGAAAAAGUUAGAAGUGGUGGUAGAUAGUGAUGAUGAUUUGGUAGAGAAACCUUUGCGAAAGAUUUCAAGUACGAAGAAGGAAGAGCAGAAGACGAAAAAGAUGGAGCCGAGAGACUAUAGUGAUUCUGAAUCUCAGAAAAAAACGGAAGAUGGGUUAGGUUGGGAUGGAAGAGAUAUAAGAAAACCAUCCGAAGGCCUUGCUGAUGAAGCACUAGCGAAUGUGCUUAACACUAUUCUUGAGAAACUUGCUGAGCUGGGAAGGAAGUUUGAACUAUUGGAAGCGAACAAAACUACUGUGGAGGAGGGGUCGACGAAAAAAAGGAAUGAAGUAGGCGAUGAAGUAGACGAGGAGAAGGUGUGUGAUGCAGAGUCUGACACUGUUGGGGAGAAGGACAAUAAGAAGGGUUGUGAAGCGUGUACGGAACCGGUUAGUUGUUUUUGUUUGAAUGCAGUGGUUUUGUUAUUCAUAUUUGAAAUACCAUUGAAUCAUGUUUACAAUACCAUUGCAGUCGUGGUUGCAACAGAGGUUGAAACAUCGCAGGAAGGGAUUACUAUAACCAGAACCAUAAGGAACCCGGCAUACGAUUAUAAGAAACCCACGCGAAGGAAGCUGGAACUGAACGAUCCCAUUGAAAAGUUAGGAGGUGAUCGCCCGGCGGGGAAGACGCCGUUUAUAAUUCCACAACUAAGUGAUGGAGAAGACGAUGAAUUUCUGAUGAAAGCAUUUGCGGCCAACGCACAACAGCUGGGAAGGCAGGGAAAACAGGACAAAGCAAAGGUGAGGCCUACGCCUUCGCCAGACAUCCUUUUGUCACCGAAACAAUCUCGUCCUAGAUCUGCCGUGAAGGAGGAAGCGGUGAGGCCUACGCCUUCGCCAGACAUCCUUUUGUCACCGAAACAAUCUCGUCCUAGAUCUGCCGUGAAGGCCGGAAUCAAUCCUCAGGCGACGUAUGAUCCUUUAGAGAAGGUCGAUAGAAAGAAGAAAGUUGCGCUCCUCGAAUAUGUGAAGACAUAUUUGGAUAACCCUAUCGAAAGUAGCAGGCCUGUGGCAGAUUUCUACCUAACCUUAAUGACACCCAAACAACAGUGGGCUGUAGAUGAAUACGGGUGGCUUUCCGAUUUGCAUAUGGUCGCGGGUAUGAACAUGUUCCGCCAAAGAGUACAAAAUAAGUAUCUCGGCCACGAGAAGACGUUUGAAUUCUCUAUUGGGCACGAGAACCAUUACAACGGUAUUGCCCCAGACUGUGCCGUAACCAACAAGAAAUGGGUUAAAGAUGUUGACACUUUGUACAUCGCCCAUAAUAUUCUCAAUACUCAUUGGGUGGCAGUUGAGGUUGAUUUGCUAAUUAAGAGGGUAAAAGUUUAUGAUUCCAUCUACUCGGCAUUUGAUGUGGAUGUCGUAAAAGAGUCUGUGAAGCCGUAUAUGAAGCUGGUUCCGCUGCUUUUGAGACACGUCGCACCAAAAGAGGAGAAGCAACAAAUGGGCGGGAUUGCCUACAACUUCUACCUGGUAAAGGGUCUUCCGCAGAAUGAUCAAACCGGGGACUGCGGUGUAUACACCCUGAAGGCCAUCGAGUGUUUAGCUCUUGGACGGACUCUGACCGGCAUCGACGACACGAAUGUGGGUGACAUCCGUAUCAAGUACGCUGCUGAGAUGAUGGCUGAGGUGGACUUGUCUGACUUCCUGCUACCGAUAAUCCCAGAGACAAGCCCGUACCCAAAGACAAGCCCGUGCCCGCGUGGUACAUCUGAUGACGCUUCGCAGGGGCUGGAGACGGAUUCGUUGGAUUCGUUGUAG